UAAUUCCUAUAAUCAACGGUACAAAGUGGAAGUGGCUGCGAGCACACCACCGUCCGUGCACCUGUCCUUCCUCACUCCAACAUCAGAUGACCCAUCGACCAUGGCCAUUGUCCCAUGCGUGGCCAAUAAAUUUUACACUGCUGAGGGGAGCGACCAGCUCGUGGUUGUGGUGUCUGGUUGCUCCAUCUGGGGUUUGGCGUUUUUUGAACAGGUUGAUUUGACUCCGCACAGCGUCUGCGUCCUCACCUCGCUCAAGGUUAAAAAUGUUGGCUUGGAGCCUAUCCCUAAAGUCUUGCUGGCUUUUCUGAACAUCCAAGCAAAAAACAUGGCAGUGAUCAGAGCAUUUGGUACUGAGGGAAAAGUGAAGGGUCUGAGUAGUGUUCUUUCAAUUGAAGUUGUUGAGCCUUCUGGUGUGCCCCCAGAACCGGCUUUCUUUCAGCAUCAUUAAACAAAGCUUUGAAUACUAUGCUAGCAGUUUGUAGUUGUGCUCUAAAUACAUGUUCCCCUACUUGUAAUCGCCACUUUUUGUUUGUUUCUGCAUUAAUUAGUGGAUCUAAGGUAGUUAGACACACAUUGACUAUAAUUGGUCAUCUCUACUAAGA
Triticum dicoccoides is the source of this 602-nucleotide messenger RNA. Its product is annotated as dolichyl-diphosphooligosaccharide--protein glycosyltransferase subunit 1A-like. The record is from RefSeq and is a predicted model, not a curated record. The transcript is spliced from 3 exons. Lineage: Eukaryota; Viridiplantae; Streptophyta; Magnoliopsida; Poales; Poaceae. Bases 101 to 448 code for a protein of 115 amino acids. Gene Ontology annotation, cellular component: membrane; oligosaccharyltransferase complex.